CGGACACACACUGGCCGGAAGGACAUUGCCAGCGGUUAAUUAGAUUUAUGCUCCGGCAGGUUAAAGGUUAAUCCGCACUCGCUCUCGGUCACCUUGUGGGGGCGGGAAAAGGUGUGCUCUGACGUCACGAGGAGUCAGGCGGCGAUUGGCUGAACGCGGUGCGGCCGCUGACGGCACGGCGGCCAUCUUUGUUGAUGUGUCAGUGAGUUCGGCUGCGAUGGAUCCGCAGUGAGAGGCCGAACCGGGAGCGUAGAUGCCUGAGGGGGAAACGGGAACAGAAAACCCGCAGAGUAUCCGUUAAUCAAGUAUGGAGGUUCCUGUCUCAGAAGAGCCAGACGGGGUUCCUCAGGGGACAGCGGCAGAGAGUGAUCAGAUGAAUGUUCUACCAUCUUGCAAGGAACACAAUUCCGAGGAAACUGAAAUGGCUCCGGAACAGAAAGUGGAAUCGGUUUCAGUUGUGCCUGACGCAAAUGGGAUUAUACAUGGCACCCAGCCCCAGGACAUUGUACUCGUUACUCCCCAACCUGUGGACUCCAUACCGGAGCUACCGCCAGCACCCCAACAAGACAUCGCUCCACAAGCACCUGAUAUGGAUGAACCUAAGGAACUGAUAACCAAAUAUCCUCAGGAUCUUGAAAUAACAGGAUUAAUAGAGGACUCGGUUAAAGACAUGAUCACAGGGAGUCAUUUUGACACAGACUGCACUAAAGAUUUGCUCUCCAAGAUCCAAAGCUCAUCUCCGCAGGAAAGUUUGUUGGAGGAAAUAGAAGAAGAGCUCAGCAGCACAGAAUUCGAUUUUAAAAGGCCAAAUGGACUGAACAAAGCAGAACUGACUCUUAAUAUGCUGGAAAAAUGCGUCCAAAAUAAAUAUCUACAGCAGGAACAGACCAUAAACAGACUGAUAGAACAGAAUAAGAAGCACCAAGAGCUCAUCUUGGAAAUCUGUUCCGAAAAGGAUCAUUUAAGGGAAGAGGUGAAAAAGCUGACAGAGGGGGAAAAGAAGUAUAUCGGCUCCAUCAAACAGCUGGAAGGGAAACUGGAAGAACUCCACAAAGAGCUGAAAAUGUCUAAAGAUAAACUUGUGGCACAGGAUUCCUCCGCCAAGAACGCCAUUCAGCAGCUUCACAAGGAGAUGGCCUUCCGGACGGAGCAGGCAAACAAGAAAUGUGAAGAGGCACGCCAAGAGAAAGAGGCAAUGGUCAUGAAGUAUGUCCGAGGGGAAAAGGAAUCUCUGGAUCUGAGGAAGGAGAAGGAAGUGCUGGAGCGCAAACUCAGGGAGGCAAAUAAGGAGAUAGAGAAGAGCAGUAACCGCAUCAAACUUCUCACUCAGGAAAAGGGACGAUUGCACCAACUCUGUGAGUCUAAGGAGAGUGAAACCAGCCGACAGAAUCGAGACAUUGAAAAGCUUAAAGAAGAAGUGAACUCUUAUGCCAUUAAAGUAAAAUGGGCCAACAACAAGUUAAAAACAGAACUGGAAACACACAAGGAAACCAAAGAUCGGCUUCAGAACACCACAGUGAAGCUAAAUCAAGCAAGAGAAGAAGCAGACCAAAUACGCAGGAACUGCCAGGAAAUGAUCAAGUCAUAUAAAGAGUCAGAAGAAGUGAAAUCCAACGAUUUAGAUGCAAAGCUGAAUAUAACCAAAGUGGAACUGGAGAGGCAAAUGCAGGAGAAAUCGGACCAUCUGGAGGUGCAUCGGGCAAAGAUAAAAGAGUUGGAUGACCUGAGAAGGACGUUUACAGAAGGCAUGGAUGAGCUCCGAACACUUCGCACAAAGGUGAAGUGCUUGGAAGCAGAGCGUCUGAGGACGGAGGAAGAAUUAUCCAAGUAUAAAGAACUGAUUAACCGGCAAAAGGCUGAAAUCCAGAAUUUACAGGACAAGGCCAAGGUUCUGGAUCUGCAACAGGAGCAACAUCAGAGGGACAGACAAGAAAUGGAAGGUUUGCGGGAUGAACUCGGCAGCCUGAAUUCCCUCGUCUCCGACCUGCAAAGCGACAUCGAGGGCAGUCGCACAAGGGAAUCGGAGCUGCUGGGAUUCACGGAGAAGCUCACCAGUAAGAACGCUCAGCUCCAGUCCGAGAGCAACUCCCUGCAGGCUCAGCUAGACAAACUGACAUACAGCGAGAGUGAACUGCGCAGUCACUUGGAACAGCUCCGGCUCCACAACACUGACCUGAAUGAGCGACUCCUUACAGAGGGAGCACAGCAGCAAAAGGAAGUGCAAGCUCUUCAGGCAGAGUUAGACCAGCAACAAAAAUCUGUUUCCUCUUUAAACACCAGAGUGGAGGAACUAAAGAAUGAGCUGGUGACUCAGAAACGGAAAAAUGCUGUCAACCUGAAGGACCUGACCAAGCAGCUCCUGCAAGCGCGAAAGAAGCUGGACCAGACGGAGAAUGGGGGUUACGAGAAAGAAGUGAGCAGCAUGGGAAGUCGCUCCAGCUCCUCAGGGUCUCUGAACGCCCGAAGCAGCAACGAGGAUCGGUCGCCGGAGAACACGAGCUCCUCUGCGCAGGGGGACAGCUUUCCUGAAGUGGAUAAAGCCAUUCUCAUCGAGAGGAUCAUUCGACUGCAGAAAGCGCACGCCCGGAAAAAUGAAAAGAUCGAGUUCAUGGAGGAUCACAUAAAGCAACUUGUGGAGGAAAUAAGGAAAAAGACAAAAAUCAUUCAGACUUACAUUCUGCGGGAGGAAGCCGGGACUCUAUCGACGGAGGCCUCUGAUUUCAACAAAGCUCAUCUGAGCAAAAGAGGAGGAAUUAUGGCUUCUCUCUACACCUCCCACCCGGCCGACAGCGGCCUCACCUUGGAUCUGUCCUUAGAGAUCAACCGGAAGCUGCAAGCGGUGCUGGAGGACACGUUGCUAAAGAACAUCACCCUCAAGGAGAAUCUUCAGACUCUCGGCACAGAAAUAGAGCGGCUUAUUAAACAGCAGCACGAGACGGAGCGCAGAAUGUAGCCGAGCCUACGAGAGACUUGUUUAUUCUGUAGCAGUGGACCCGUUGCCUCCAACGAGAGAAUCUUCUCCUAUUAAACCAAAAUCUUAACCCCCUCAGUGCCAGGGGUGCUUCUCUGAAUCCCACCCGGUGUAUGGAUUACCGUGAGGAAUGGCAUCGCUGGAGGUCUGAGCAAGACCCUUCCAAGCAUAUAAAUCCCCCUGGAAUGGAAUGAUCCAAACAAAAGCACUUGCACUACCACUCACAUAUAUGCAUUUAUCUCUAGACUGCUGCACUUUCAUUUCCCCUGUAAAAUGUCAGAUUUGGGGCAAAUCUUGUGCUGGACCUUUGGCUCGUGGCUGGCGCAAACAAAAGCCUUGGGGAAGGUACAUAAGAGCCCAGAUAGGGAGGUCUCUACUAUUUGGGGAUUACUCAAUCAUGACAUGGAGCUGUAUUAUUAAUUGUAUAUGUGCCGCGGUGCUGCUACGUGAGUUUUGGGCUGUAAUGCGGUGCUAUAGGAGUAGGAUAAUAAAGUUACAUCCAGCCAGGUCUGUGGCGCAGACACAACGGCACCGCAUUACACUUCAUUAUUGUGCGAGUAGCAGAAAAACCAUCGCGGAAUCAUCAAAGGGGCCACUGGCUGUGAUUUAAUUACGCCCUUGAUCUAUUGAAUUCUCCAUCGUUGACUUGGGUGCUCUGGGUGUUUUUAAUUUGUCUCCCGAGGGAUUCUUUGAUGAUUUCCUAUCUGUCAGCCUGUGUGUUUUGUCUGCUUAUAGACCUCCUGUCUGCCCUGCAACUGCCAGCUUAAGGGUUCAUUCAUAAUGGGGUGCAGCGCAAAAGGGGGAUCUCAUUUUGCAGCGUUCCCUUCUGGAUGUGAAUCAUUGUUUUAAUCGGAUUGUUUUAUCGGUGUAUAAUAAGAAGAAUUGUUCCUAAUGUG
This is a messenger RNA of Xenopus laevis (African clawed frog), 3867 nucleotides long. RefSeq names its product coiled-coil domain containing 186 L homeolog (gene ccdc186.L). Lineage: Eukaryota; Metazoa; Chordata; Amphibia; Anura; Pipidae. The record is from RefSeq and is a predicted model, not a curated record. The transcript is spliced from 16 exons. The coding region runs from base 308 to 2953 and encodes 881 amino acids.